Molecule: messenger RNA, 1931 nt
Organism: Xiphophorus maculatus (southern platyfish)
Lineage: Eukaryota; Metazoa; Chordata; Actinopteri; Cyprinodontiformes; Poeciliidae
Gene: spata18
Product: spermatogenesis associated 18
Exons: 12
Coding region: 370-1845 (491 amino acids)
Biological process (GO): mitophagy by internal vacuole formation; mitochondrial protein catabolic process
Cellular component (GO): mitochondrial outer membrane
Source: RefSeq, a predicted model, not a curated record
CUGCUCUUCAGCCGUUUGGUUUCGCUUGACAGUAUGACAUCACAGGGACGCAGAACCCGUAGAGGACCGACACCGAGGCCGCGUCGUCCGGCAGGAGUUUUUACAUAGCAGGUCUGUGUGGGUUCAUCUGUUCUCCUUCCUGUCUUCUAGCCUGGUUGCCAGAGGCGCUGCGAGGCAUCCGUGUAUGUGUGUGUAUGUGUGUUUGUGUGUGUGUGGGUGUGUGUGUCACAGGAGGAGAAAGCUGUAGGAGUUUUUAUAUUUUUUUUACUACAGCUGAUCAAGCCUCCCGCUGCUGCUGCUGCUGCUGCCCUCCGCCUCCUUCUUCAAAUCGUCAGACCUCCGCGGAUUAGUCAGUUGAUUUAGCGGGACAUGGCGGAGGUUUUAAGGAGACUGACCAAUGCGUCUUCGUUCAGCGUCUUACAGGACAAGCUUGAGAACUGGCACAGAGACUACCACGUGUCUUCCUGUGAUCAGAAUGUGAACAGAUGUUGUGAGCUGAUUGAGCUCACUGCCAAAAUUCAAGGCCAGCUGUUUAACAUCCUAAACCUCACCGCAGCUGAGGGCGGUCGCUGUGGUGGAGUGGACACUCUUAAAACGCGUUUUCUGCCUUGGCUUGGAAGCUGCUUCUCCAUUUCAAGGCCGUCCAUCGCAGACGGCACCAGCCUGCACCUCAUCCAGGGUGCAGCAGAGAAGGACAGAAAGACGAAGGAGCUUUCUUUGUCCCAGGAGAGCGAGAUAAGAAAGCUGGAAGUUCAAUUGAACUCUACUAGCCUCCAGCUGGAGUCGGUCACUGCAGAACUCGUGGAGGCUCAGAAGAAGCUGGACCACACAAAGUGCAAGUCGGCGACCACCCUGCUCGCCACCGAGGAUGAGAUCUUGCAGCUCAAAGCGGAUUUGCAUUCUACAAACGAACAGUUGGCGUUGUAUAAGAGGAAGCAGGACGCCGUUCACGACUACGAGCGGCAAAUUCGCCUGUUGAAGGAUGAGUUAGCUUAUCUGAACUCAGAGAAGGUCAUGCUGCAAGAGAGGUUGGUUAGAAGUCGCUCUCCGAGCCCUUUGCCCCUGUUGAGCCGCUCAUCCAGCCCACUGAGGAGCACGUCGCCCACCAGAGCCCAGCUGACCAACUCCUCACGCCACGCACGCCUCGUCUCACGUUUCAGCGAUCUGUACACCGUGGAGCGUCUGGACGCACAGACCCUCCUACGGCGCUACAUCCCAGACAUAGAGAUGGUCCAGAGAAUCAUCUUCAUCGCUGUGAUGGAGUCCUUCCAAAAAGCAAAACUGGCCUAUCGUAAGUUCAAGCAGCAGGUGAGAAAGACGUUGUCCACAUCCCACUUUGGUCCGGAGAGUCUCGAGGACGCGGCUGUGGAUUACAUUGUUAGGAACCUGGACCUCUAUGAUGUCCUGUGCAGUGUCAAUGAUGUAAUCCUGGCUAUGAACAAGAACCCCCAGAUCUCCUUCCCUCCAGAAGUGGACUUCAGACUCAUCAGUCCCUUGAUCAGAGAGACCUGCAGGGUGGCUUUUGCCAUGCAGACUCUGGACCCACCUCUUGACUUGGCCUACGGAAGCAACGGUGAACUAUUCAACAACGCCAAGUAUCGUCGCAGCUUUGACUCUGAUUUCAGUGCUCCGCUGGUGGUCUACUACGUGUGGCCGGCUCUGGUGGAAGGAAGCACGGUGCUUGUUAAAGGCGAAGCCGUGACCAAAAGAGGCGUACUGUGGAGUAGAAGCAGGAGCAGAAGUGCCAGCCCUGCACGCUCCCGAUCUCUCAGCCCGGCCCGCAGCGUAAGAUUUAGCGACAAACGAAGCCUGUCACCUGGACGCCUCACUACCAGACACCUGUAAGCACUCGCCUCAUUGGUCAAGAGUAAAGUGAAGUCCACCUGUGCUUCCUGUAUAUGAAAUAAACUUUAACGGAUUUGUUUACUUGA